This is a messenger RNA of Salvelinus fontinalis (brook trout), 4061 nucleotides long. RefSeq names its product zinc finger protein 664-like. The coding region runs from base 232 to 1479 and encodes 415 amino acids. Lineage: Eukaryota; Metazoa; Chordata; Actinopteri; Salmoniformes; Salmonidae. The record is from RefSeq and is a predicted model, not a curated record. The transcript is spliced from 2 exons. Gene Ontology annotation, molecular function: DNA-binding transcription factor activity, RNA polymerase II-specific; RNA polymerase II cis-regulatory region sequence-specific DNA binding. Gene Ontology annotation, biological process: regulation of transcription by RNA polymerase II.
CUUCUUUCAGCAGCAGCAACAGUUCGUCAGACACCUCGGUAGCUUGCUAGACAAAAUAGACGAACCAAUAAAGGUCUUUAGACGUAUUCGUAAUUAUUAGCCACUGUGUUUUAAACCCUCUUCUGUCGUCUAGUUAGUUAUCCGUUUUAAUUUCAUAUUUACAGUGUUGUUAUUAUUCCGUUAGCGGGCUGGUUAAGUUAGCAUUAGCCUAGCUAGCUAACAUCCCCGACCAUGCGGUCACUAAGCUACUCCCCUGCUAUAGAAGAAGCGGGUAUCACAGUAAAACAAGAAGUAGAGGAUGAGGCCGUUACUGUGAAAGAAGGGGAAGAAGCGUUCAGAGUGAAAGAGGAGGAGGAUGUUACAGUAAAAGGAGAGGAGGAUGCAGUUUAUGGAGUGAAAGAGGAGGAGGAAGAGAUGACUGUUACAUUGAAAACGGAGGAGGAAGAAGAGGAGGAAACUGGAUAUCUGGUCCCGGUUUCCCAAACGCAUCUUAAGGUGUCCGAUGGUUCUAACGGUGAACUUAGCCAUAAGAUGGUUUUGAGAAACCGUUCCCUGAUUAACACUCGAGAGAGACGGGACUAUCGUGGAUCCUCUGGGGAGCCUCAACAGCCCCAUGAUGCUGACAGGGCAGAGAAGAGUCUCUCCACAUCAGAACUCCUCAAGAAACACCAGCAGAGAUCGACAGGAAAGAAACCUCACCGCUGCUCUGACUGUGGGAAGAGAUUCACCUCCUCAUCAGGCAUUAAAAUUCAUCAGAGAUUCCACACAGGAGAGAAACCUUAUUGCUGUGGUCAAUGUGGGAAGAGAUUUACCUCCUCAUCAUGCAUUAAAAUUCAUCAGAGAAUUCACACAAGAGAGAAACCAAAUGGCUGUGCUCAAUGUGGGAAGAGUUUUGUUAAUUCUUGCAAUCUGACUGCACACCAAAGAACACACACAGGAGAGAAACCAUAUGGCUGUGCUCAAUGUGGGAAGAGUUAUUUUACAUCUAGCCAUCUGACUGCACACCAUAGAAUACACACAGGAGAGAAACCAUAUAGCUGUGAUCAAUGUGGGAAGAGUUUUGUUAAUUCUUGCAAUCUGACUGCACACCAAAGAACACACACAGGAGAGAAACCUUAUAGCUGUGGUCAAUGUGGGAAGAGUUUUACUACAUCUGGCUCUCUGACAGUACACCAGAGAACACACACAGGAGAGAAACCAUAUAGCUGUGAUCAAUGUGGGAGGAGUUUUAGUACUUCUAACUAUCUGACAGUACACCAGAGAACACACACAGGAGAGAAUCCGUUAUGUGAUCAAUGUGGGAAGAGUUUUACUACUUCUGGCUAUCUAACUAUACACCUUAGAACACACACAGGAGAGAAAUCUUAUAGCUGUGAUCGAUGUGGGAAGAGUUUUACUCAGCCAAACAGCCUGAAUAUACACAAGCGGACACACACAGGGGAAGGGAUACUUCCCUUCCCCUGUGUCUCAGAUCUCUGAUUAAACAUAAAAUACAUCAAGGAGUUGUUUCAUGAUAUCAUUGAAAUAAUGUCACAAUGUAGAAUGUUUUAACAUUGUAGUAGGAGUAUUUUAAUGAUGUCACAAUGUAGAAUGUUUUAACAUUGUAGUAGGAGUAUAUUAAUGAUGUCACAAUGUAGAAUGUUUUAACAUUGUAGUAGGAGUAUUUAAAUGAUGUCACAAUGUAGAACCCUAAAUGUUUGUCCCCUGUUCUAUUGAUUUCAACAUGAUAUGGAUAUUAGCCUCAGGGGGGAAAUCCAGGCUCUGAAUUGGAAGAGUAUUAUUUAUGAGAUUUAACAAAAAGUUACUAACACAAAUAGAGCUGUGUUACACUUACCACGUUGGUGACCCACUGGAAUCAAAAUGCAACACUUCAAAAUGUAGCUAGCUGUUUUCUACAAGUUGUCCUCUAAUCAGGGAUGUACACAUUAUUCCCAUAUUCUGUGUGGUUUUUGAGCUGUUAGUUUUAACAGGACGCGAAACCUCAUCUCCCUUCUGUCACACAAUUAAUUUUGACAUGAUAUCGAUGAGUGAUGACAAAUAAGGGUUGUGUUCGUUUGUUUAGCGACCCCUACAUUUAAAUUCAUCACUCCAAAAUGUAGCUGACUGUCUUCUGCGGGUUGUCAUCUAACCAGUGAGGUUAAAGAUAUUUCCCAUUUCCAUGUGUUUUUUUAGUUGUUAGUUUCAACAGCACAUACAACCUGAUUUCCCCCCUAAUCGAUAUCAGUGAUUUAUUGCUACUUGUCAAAACAACAGUGUUUCUGGUGCUUGUGCAGUUUAUAAGGUGCUUGUUUUAAAAAAUAUUAUUAUUGUGGCAGAUGUUUGUGUAAAUAGCACAUGUUAGGUUUUCAAUUUAUCCCAAACUGUUUCUGCAUAUUGGUUAUUGAUUUGGACAUGUUAAAACUGUGUUUUGACAUUGGGGCUAUCCUACCAAGCAACUAUGCAACCAAAUAUUUCAUAUUUACAUUUCAUGUAACAUUUGGUAAUGAUAAUUAUUUAUGCAACCAACUGAUAAUUAUAUUGACAUUGUUGCCCUGCUUUUAGAAUAUCAAGGUUAAUUCUCAGAUGUGCCAACCCAAAUGUACUAGAGCAUGACAUUGGGGACUGGGACCCGAUCCAACAACAUGCCUAUCUAGUGAACUCUGAAAAGAGAGAGAAGCUCAGCAGUGAGGUGGAAAGUUACUACGGAUAUUGCAGGAGUUUCCUCUUGAAAUCAGACAUGUCUGUGGUGAGAACAACCUGGUUGCUGAUUGUCUCAAGGGGGGCAGUCAAAAUGUUUUGUGUUUUGCAUUUAGCCAGUGCAUUGCCAUGGAUCACAGUUUAUUUUUACUGCACGUUUUUCCGUAUUGGAGAUGAGUUUUGUUUGGGCUCGUUCCAAGGGGACGGGAGUUCUAGAAGCGAAUGAGUUUUAGGAAGACGAGAGUUCUAGAAGCUAUAGAAAGAAAAAUCUUUGUGGGAAUAAUAAAAAAUAAAUAUUGUUUGUAAUUGUUGUUUGCCAGUAGACAGACACCAUGUUUAUAUUGGUGAAGGUGAAGCAUUGUAGUUGAUUGUAAUGUGAAAUGGAAGUUGUUUUCUGUUGUUGGUGAGCAAACUCUUAAGGUGUUAGUUAGUCUUUGGUUUUUCCAUUUAUGUUUUGAGGUUGGACUUUAGCACGUCUAGCUCGUUAGCACGUCUUGCUCGUCAGCACGUAGGACGCACUGAUUGGUGUCACCUCGUUGGUCAGUAUGUGUUACACCUGUGCUGGCUUGUCCAUCUCGUUAGUGGGAAGGUGUUUCACCUGAGCUGGUCCAGGUUCUAUUUAAGAGUGUCUGGCCCAGUGCUCCAGUUGUCUUGAUAGAUGUGGAGAGUCAACACCUGUAGUUGCUCCACCUUUUUGGUUUGCUUCCUGUCUUUAAGUUAGUUGUGGAUUUUUCUUUUGUUUGCCUCUUCUUGGGCAGAUUUAGUGGGUCUCAUGGUGAGUGUCUUUUAGGUCCCAGUUGUUGUUACUAGUCAACUUCUAGUGGGCACCCCCAUAGUGUCUUUCAGAACCCCUCUUAAAACCUGUUUAGUUGUUGUCAGUGACUCUGUUAGUUCUAAAAAACAAGCUUAUAUUUUGGGUUGGGUUGGAUAUAGCAUCAUAUUCUUAAUAUUUUAAUCAAUGGCAUUUCCUUUCUUUCUUGCUCAUUAGUCUUUCAGUUGUUUUUCUUCAGUUUUUUUAUCCUCUUAUGUUCGUUGUGUAACCGAUGUGAAAUGGCUGGCUAGUUAGCAGUGGUGCGCGCUAAUAGCAUUUCAAUUGGUGACGUCACUCGCUUUGAGACCUUGAAGUAGUGGUUCCCCUUGCUCUGCAAGGGCCGCAGGUUUUGUGGAGCAAUGGAUAACGAUGCUUCAUGAGUGACUGUUGUGUGCAGAGGGUCCCUGGUUCGCCCCCGGGGCGAGGGGACGGACUAAAGUUAUACUGUUACAUGUACUAAAUAUAUCUGUUUAAUUUUUUCUGUUUAAUUUUCAUCGUUUUUACCUGUGAAACCAUUGUGUUGCAUCCAUGUCUGACAUGUGCUAUAUAAAUAAAGCUUGAUUUGAUUUGAAAA